AUGAAUACAUUAACAGACACAACUUAUGAAUGUAAACCAAAUAUUUUACAGAAGAAAUCAUCAAUUCGACAAAAUACUUCUUAUCGAAUAAUUCAUGUAACAAAAAAGACUAAAGACGAAAGUGACGAUGAAUGUGAUUUAUGCACACAAAAUAAAUAUAUGGCUGAUAAAGAAAAUUAUAGAAAAAUUAGAUAUCAAAAACGAUCUUUCAAACUUUCCACUCGAAACGGAUCAGAACGUUGGAAACGAAAAAGUACAAAAGAUAAACAAUUAUUAGUAAUUUCUAAAACAUCAUCAGAAUCAACAUCCACUAAUAUGAAAGACUCAGUAUUACGAGAUCGAUUAACAAAUAAUACAUCUCAAUUAAGUAUUCUUAGUGAUCCAACAUCAAAGGAAUAUCAAAAAGAAAAUUAUAUUGGAGAGUCGUCGUCAUCCGAUGUUCUAAUAGAUCCUAUUGAUGAAACAAUUAGUAAUAAUGAUGCUACACUUGACGAUUUACUUGCUCGAGCUGAUAAACUUGAAACAACAGUCAAACUACAAGAUUUCAAUAAAAUCCAACCACAAGUACAAGCACAAGCGCAAGUUAUUCUUUAUCGAAGACGAAAACGCCGUGUAAUCGCUGUUGGUACUGUUCUUACGACACUCAUAAUAAUAAUUAUUAUUAUUAUAGUCGCUGUGGUUUUGACAAUAAGAUAUAAAGCAAAAACUGAUCAAAUAUCAAAAUCUUCACGUAUUCAAAAUUCUUAUAAAUGA
Rotaria socialis is the source of this 753-nucleotide messenger RNA. The record is from the annotation of a GenBank genome assembly. NCBI's taxonomy places the organism in Eukaryota, Metazoa, Rotifera, Eurotatoria, Philodinida, Philodinidae.